AUGGCAGCCGCUCGCCCACCUAGUAUCGAGAUGGAUAGACAAUAUAAAUCCGCUGGCGACCAAGCGGAGGAAUCUAAGCGUCCAGUGCAGGUUGAGGUGUCGCAAGAAACCAAGUCGGAAGAAAAUCCCCUGAGUUCGCAGAAGUCUUCCGCCUCGGAUGAGCCCGAAUAUCCUGGGUCUGCCCAGGUGGCCCUCAUCAUGAUCUGCAUUCUGUGUGCUAUCUUCAUCAUGUCGCUAGACCGCACGAUUAUCUCGACCGCAAUCCCCCAUAUCACCGACGAGUUCAACAGCUUGGAUGAUAUCGGGUGGUACGGCAGUGCAUUCAUGGUCACUGCAUGCUGUUUCCAGCUCCUGUGGGGCAAGGUUUACAGCUUCUACCCGGCCAAGUACGUCUUCCUGGCGCUGGUGCUUCUGUUCGAGGUUGGGUCCGUGAUCUGCGCCGCAGCACCUAACUCGAUCGCCUUCAUUCUGGGGAGGGCAAUCGCAGGUAUGGGUAGUGCGGGCAUCAUGUCCGGGGCGAUCGUGCUGAUGAUGUCGGCGGUGCCGCUACACAAGCGACCGCUGUACAACGGCUUCUUUAGUGCGGUGCUGGGCAUCUCCUCCGUGGUCGGCCCCUUGCUGGGGGGUGCUUUCACUAGCAAUGUCAGCUGGCGAUGGUGCUUUUAUAUCAACCUGCCAAUCGGGGGCGCCGCUAUGCUCGUGAUCCUGCUAGCGCUGAAGCCCAUGCCCGCAAUGUACCCCGGGCUGACGCUACGGCAGAAGCUCGCCAAGCUCGACCUCUUGGCCGAGCUCUUCCUCUUCUCCGCGCUGGUCUGCCUCCUGCUGAGCUUGCAGUGGGGCGGCAGCACAUACGCCUGGAGUAACUGGCGCAUCGUCCUGCUAUUCGUGGCGUUUGGCGUCUGCCUAAUCACCUGGAUAAUUAUUGAGGUACGCACCCCCGCCACAGCGACGAUCCAGCCACGGAUAAUUGGCAACCGUACUGUCGUAGCGGCGAUGUGGUUCAUGUUCUGCCUGUCCUCGACGUUCCUAAUGUUGCUCUACUACCUACCAAUCUGGCUACAGGCGAUCAAGAAUCGCACUGCUGUACAGUCCGGCAUCGACACGCUACCGCUGGUACUCUCCCUCGUUGCUGGUAGCACCCUAUCAGGCCAGCUAGUUGGGCGGCUAGGCUACUAUACCCCCUUUACCAUGGCCUCCUCGUGCCUGAUGCCCCUCGGUGCUGGCCUCAUCUCCACCUGGCGCGUUGACACGAGCGUCGGCAUAUGGAUCGGCUACCAGAUCGUCCUGGGCUUUGGCAUCGGCCUGGGAAUGCAGCACGCCGCCAUCGCCGUCCAGACCGUCCUCCAGCCCCGCGACAUCCCUGUGGCUGUCUCCCUCGUGUUCUUCUGGCAGCAGCUUGGUGGUGCCAUCUUCGUCUCCGUUGGCGAGAACGUCUUCGGUCAGAAGCUCAUUGCUGGACUAACCCGCGUUAUCGACGACUUUGACCCCGAAACUAUCGUUAACACUGGUGCCACCGACCUACGCAGGAUUGUGCCCGCCAAGGACCUUCAUGCCGUUCUGGUCGAAUAUAACGCCGCACUGCACUGGGUCUUCAUCGUUGGUACCAUUAUGGCUGCACUCUCCGCAUUGGGCGCAUUUGCCUUCGAGUGGAAGAGCGUCAAGGGAAAGCAGCGCGGGCCUAGCAAUGAGGAUGGGGAGUAG
Penicillium vulpinum is the source of this 1701-nucleotide messenger RNA. RefSeq names its product MDR family MFS transporter. NCBI's taxonomy places the organism in Eukaryota, Fungi, Ascomycota, Eurotiomycetes, Eurotiales, Aspergillaceae. The record is from RefSeq and is a predicted model, not a curated record. Gene Ontology annotation, biological process: transmembrane transport. The coding region runs from base 1 to 1701 and encodes 566 amino acids. Gene Ontology annotation, molecular function: transmembrane transporter activity. The transcript is spliced from 2 exons.